AUGAUAAUCAGAUUAAUAAUUUGUUUAUUAACACUUUGUAUCCAAAUAACACACUCUCUAUCAAACACAGUUGAUAUUAAGGGUAAAUUGGAUUUACAUCCACGAGAAAUCACACAUAAAGAUGUUAUUCAAACAGAAUUCAAAUUGAUACAAACUUUUAACUAUCACAACACUUCAACAAACACUCAUAAUAAAAUUUAUUCGUCAAGUUGUAACUUAAUAAAUUCAAAUGGUGACUUUGAAUUCCAGAAUGUUCCAUUAGAUUUGAAUAAUAAUUACACUUACUACGUGCUAUACGCCAAAUCUAUGGCUUAUAAUCUCAAACCAAACAGAAUAUUAAUUCAAAUUGAAAAUUAUGGAGGUGCUAAUGACACUGCUGUUAUUAGAGCAUUUGCUAAUAAUUUUGGUAGGGAGUAUUUUCCCUCUCCAGAUAUUCUUUAUCCAGAAAAAUUACCAGAAAUAAAUCCAUAUAUCAUUAUUAAACCGAUAAGUUCUGCUCCAUUUAGAGAAUAUAUUCAACUAAGAAAACUAGGCUUUUUACAAUCUGGUCCAUUAGCUUCUAUUUUUGAGUCUAAAUGGAAAACAGCCUUAGCAAUUGGUGCUAUAAGUAUGUUUUUGGUACCAUUUAUUUUAGAAAAAUUAGAUCCUGAAACCGCUAAGGCCAUUAAAGAAGAAAGAAUGAGAAAGCAAAGAGAAAAAUACAAUAUCCCAGAACAAUAG
Saccharomycodes ludwigii is the source of this 720-nucleotide messenger RNA. It is a transcript of the gene SOP4, whose product is annotated as Sop4p. Lineage: Eukaryota; Fungi; Ascomycota; Saccharomycetes; Saccharomycodales; Saccharomycodaceae. Bases 1 to 720 code for a protein of 239 amino acids. The record is from RefSeq and is a predicted model, not a curated record. The transcript has a single exon.